GCCAAGAGUGCGACGCGAGUGAGGACGGUUGCGCGAUAGCAGAGUUAUGGUGGUGGAGUGUGCGCGCAUCAGACAGACCCGGCACCGCGGUACUAACUAGGCAGGACCGGCGACCGUUGCGAGCACAGUCUACGAUCGGACAGGGACCCAAACGGAGGUAGGCCAUCGCAGAGUGGACAACUCCUUUCCAGCUCGAAGUGCUACCCCCGCCACCGCGAUACUAGAAGCUACAAAUAGUGCCAGUGUAUAAAAGCUUCCAUUCCAGCAGUACUAAAAGUUAGUAAAGUCUGAAGUGUCUAAGUACACCAAGUAAAGUGAACCACGAAACAAACAAAAAACACUUAAAAGAUAGCUGUGUAGAGUGUAGUAAUACCCGAAUCGCCUUGGUUUGGCGUGUUUAGUGACCAGUUUCGACCAGUGAAUGCAGCAAACCCUUCUGAAGUGACCCACAGAGCGAGAUAAUGGGCAACGGGACGAAAGCCACCCAGCAACGGCAGCCGGAAGAGGAUCGGGCCGAUCUAGCGUCCACUGUGGAGGAGGAGGAACGCGAGCAGCUGACCGCCCCCUCCAAUCUGCACUACAUUCAGCCGAGCUUCAUUUCGCUCAUAAGUGAAAAGCAAUGGAAACCGGACGUGGAAAGGCAGCAGGACGUGCCGGUGUACGGAAGGACCACGAUGGCCACGACGAUACUGACGCAGGAAGCGCACACGAACGGGGCCCGCAUGCAGCUGAUCAUGAGCAUACUGGCGAACCUGACCGUACUGUCGUCCGGUAUGGGGCUGGGAUAUUCGGCCAUUACGCUGCACGCGCUUACCAGCGAGGACAAUCCGAUGCGUAUGAACUCCAGCCAGGCAUCAUGGUUCGCAUCCAUCAGCUCGUUCGCGUGCCCCCUGGGCGGGCUCGUUUCCGGGUACCUGCUGGAUCGCAUCGGGCGCAAGAAGACGCUCAUGCUUAUCAACGUACUCUCGAUCGUGUCCUGGGCGCUGAUCGCCGUCUGCAGCACGACCAACUUUGAUCUGAUGUACACCCAGAUCUUGAUCGCGCGUGUCAUCAUCGGCAUUGUCAUCGGUUUGGUAAGCGCACCGGCCUCGAUCUACUCGGCCGAAAUCGCGACGCCGAAGAUGCGCGGACGGCUAACCGUGCUAACGUCGCUCAGCAUUGCCGUCGGCAUCCUGCUCAUCUACUCGAUGGGCUACGCCGUGCCGGACGAUUUCCGGCUGGUGGCCGGACUGGCGGCCGGCAUCUGCGUACUGUCGCUCGCCCUGCUGCUCUUCAUGCCCGAAUCGCCCGCCUGGCUAAUGUCGAAGGAUCGCGAGGAGGAAGCGGAACGAUCGCUCAAGAAGAUCCGCGGCUACGGUGCGUACAGCCAGCGCAUCCCCGAGGUGGAGAAGGAGCUGAUGCGCAUGCGCGACAACGUGCUCGCUCAGCGCCGUGCCGGGCAGGAAAGCUUCCUGCGCCUGCUGAAGCAACCGCAGGUGUACAAACCGCUCGGCAUCAUUAUCGGCUUUUUCGGCUUCCAGCAGUUUUCCGGCAUCUUCGUGAUCGUGGUGUACGCGGCAAAGGUGUCCUCGGAAGCGAGCGUCUCGAUGGACCCGUUCCUCUGCACGGUGCUGAUCGGGAUAACGCGCGUCGUCGCGACCAUGCUGGUCGCGUACAUCCUGGACACGCUCGGCCGCAAACCACCGUCCAUCUUUUCCGGCGUCGGCAUGCUGGUGUGCAUGUUUGGGCUGGCACUGUGCAGCUACUUCCCACCGAUCGAAUCGCUCAACUGGAUCCCGACCGUGCUGAUCCUGACGUACAUCUUUACCAGCACACUCGGCUUUCUGACCAUGCCGUUCUCGAUGCUGGCGGAGCUGUUCCCGCAAGCGGUGCGUGGGCCUGCCUCCGGUGUGACCGUGUUCUUCACCUACCUGAUGUCGUUCUGCACGAUCAAGCUCUACCCGACGAUGGUGGAGCUGCUCGGCAGCGCGAACGUGUUCCUCAUCUACGGUGCCGUCUCGCUUCUCGGCGUCCUGUACGUCAUCUACAUCGUGCCCGAGACGAAGGGCAAAUCGUUGCAGGAGAUUGAGGAUUACUUCCGCGGCAUGUCGCACGGUUCCACGCCCUCGCAGGAGGUGGAGGAGGACGAGGUGAGCAAUCUGUCGUCGGAGAGCCUGAUCGAGCUGAUACGGGCUGGUUCGGUCGAAGAUGCGCUCCACUACGCACAAACGGUGCGAUGGGAAUGUCCAGGACGUACGCAGCAAGUGGCCAGUGAGAUUGAGCGCACCAUGGCACUACUGUUGAUGGUGCCACAGACUCGUAAUACGGACUCAUCAAGUUCGUUUAGUACGUUACUGGAGCAGCAGCAUCGAGAUCAGGUCGCACGAACAGUCAACGAGGCACUACUGCUCUGGGACAACCGGGAACUGCCCUCCGCACGGAUGGAACAUCUCUUCAAGCUGAUACUAUGGGCACAGGCCGAACUGGAGAGGAAGAUGGUUCAGUUCAGCAAGCUGAAAAAUAUGGCCGAAGCUACAUUUGAGUCGCUCUACCUCGCAGAUUGGAAUAAUCGGUUCAUUAAAAAAAACACACACACACAAACGAACCCUCAGUGUGGCAGGGCACACAGCAUCACUUUUGCCUUAUUCGCGUUCGGUGUUUCGUGGUGUUCGGUGGAGUUUUGUUCCGAUGUGCUAAAAACAAGAGCCAGGGCCGUGUGCUUCUUAAACCGUCACAAGCAAACAACAGGACAUCAUACACACCACACCAUGAGCGGCAAAGAUACGGCCGAGGUGGAGGCCGCCCUGACCGGAAAGCAGCCGCAAUCGCCCUCGAAAAGCCCCACGCAUGCCGUCCUGACGCAGCUGACGCGCCGUGCCGCCAUCGUGCAGAUCGUGACGGCCGUCGUCGCCAACAUUACGAUCAUCUCGUCCGGCAUGGGCAUCGGCUUCCCGUCCAUCGCCAUGAUCGAGCUAACGAACUCGACCACCUCGGUGGUGCUGACGGAAUCGGACGCCACGUGGUUCGCAUCCAUCACGUCGAUUAUGUGCCCGUUCGGGGGGCUGCUUUCCGGCUACCUGCUCGACAAGGUCGGGCGCAAAAAAACGCUCUACUUUAUCAACAUCAUAUCGAUCGUUUCCUGGGCCAUCAUGUCGUUCGCGAGCCGCACCGAUAGUGCGACCCUCUUUAUCCAGCUAAUCGUGGCCCGUAUAAUUAUAGGCAUUGCGAUAGGCUUAUCUAGCACUCCAGCAUCGGUGUACGCGGCCGAGGUCGCCCAUCCAAAUCUUCGCGGACGACUCACGCUGCUGACCGCCUUCUGUACCGCGAUCGGCAUGCUUAGUAUCUACACGCUCGGCUAUGUGUUCAAGAAUGAUUGGCGGUUCGUCUGUAUGAUCUGUGGCAUCUUUACCGUCGUGUCGCUGCUCACCGUCAUACCGCUGCCCGAGUCCCCGAGCUGGCUGGUGAGCAAGAAGCGCAUGCCGAAGGCGGAACGCUGCCUCAAGGUGGUGCGCGCCAUCAAGGAGGAGAAUCAUCCGGAGAUACGGGCCGAGCUGGAGGCGCUCGAGGACAACAUUGCCCGGUUCCGGUCGGCGCAGGAUGGCAAAAAGUCGAAGCUCGAUCAGCUGAAGAAGCCGGAAGUGUACAAACCGCUCGCGAUCAUGUGCACGUUCUUCUUUUUCCAGCAGUUUACCGGCAUCUUUGUCAUUAUCGUGUACGCGGCCAGCUUCUCGAUCGAGGCGGGCGUUGCGAUCGACCCGUUCCUGAGCGCGGUGUUUGUGGGGCUGACGCGUGUCGUCACCACCGUGCUGAUGUCGUUCAUUUCGGACAAGUUCGGUCGCCGACCGCCGGCCCUGUUCUCCGGGUUCGGAAUGGCGACGUGCAUGUUCGGGCUGGCGGUCUGUGCCAUCCAUCCGGUGAAGGGAACGUCGCUUAGCUGGAUCCCGACCGUGCUGCUGGUGGCGUUCAUCUUCACUGCGACGCUUGGCUUCCUUACGCUACCCUUCUCGAUGAAUGCGGAAGUGUAUCCGACCAAGAUUCGUGGCUUUGCGUCCGGGCUGACGAUCUUCUUCGGCUACACCAUGUCGUUCAUCAUCCUCAAGAUCUACCCCUCGCUGGUGGAAACGGUCGGUAACUCGAACGUGUUCAUCCUGUUCGGCUGCCUGUCCAUGCUCGGCAUUGCGUUCGUGUACUUCUUCCUGCCGGAAACAAAGGGCCGCACGCUGGAAGACAUUGAAAGCCAUUUCCGGGGCAAAAAGCACUCGUCACCGGACAGCAAGCAGGAAGUGGAGAUGAAAACGAUGCUGAAAGCGAACGAAGCUGCCUAAGGGUCGUUUUGCAUUGAAAUGGGGAAGGUGCGGAACUGGCAACUGCCGAACAUCUCCCCACCGAACCAAACACUUCUUCUAAAAAGCAAAACACACACAAAAUGAACAACUCAAUGGAACCAUGAACUGUGAUAAGGCACCGGUACAUUAAAGAUUAUGUGCGAUUUGUUUCCUUUUUUCGCUUUUAAUUGUUGAACAAAAAAAAAGGCGACACGCAUUUCACUUAUGAAGCUCCACCACCACCUGCCGGUGUAGCUGCUGCCGGUCGAAUUAAAACGGGGCACGUUAGUUGGGGGAAGGGGGGGAGGCGUGAUAAAGAGGUAUAUCAACGAGACCACACCACACCACACUGCCUGCGAAACCCUCUGCGGUACUCCAAACCAUUCUAAAGACGACAACGGGAGGUUUACUUACUAUAUCUACAACAAAACAAAACAAAACCGAGUGGGAAACAAAAUAUAUGCAAUCCAUCCCAGUUUACAAAGAUAAAGAAAAUUCGAAUCUAUCACAAAA
Messenger RNA from Anopheles arabiensis, 4817 nucleotides. RefSeq lists its product as uncharacterized. The record is from RefSeq and is a predicted model, not a curated record. Gene Ontology annotation, cellular component: membrane. NCBI's taxonomy places the organism in Eukaryota, Metazoa, Arthropoda, Insecta, Diptera, Culicidae. Gene Ontology annotation, molecular function: sugar transmembrane transporter activity. The transcript is spliced from 10 exons. Gene Ontology annotation, biological process: carbohydrate transport; transmembrane transport. Bases 462 to 4304 code for a protein of 1280 amino acids.